Messenger RNA from Pecten maximus, 675 nucleotides. RefSeq names its product beta-microseminoprotein-like. The record is from RefSeq and is a predicted model, not a curated record. Bases 281 to 607 code for a protein of 108 amino acids. The transcript is spliced from 3 exons. Lineage: Eukaryota; Metazoa; Mollusca; Bivalvia; Pectinida; Pectinidae.
AAUAUUGUGAACAUGCGUCCCCCUUUGUCGCCCGAAGAACUUGGAAAAUAGCGAAAUGGCGUAGUAGUGUUUGAGAUGGACGACUAUUGUAAAUUCGUAGGGCAAUGACACUCGGUUUAAAAUAUCAAAACCAAAUACUACACAGACAGGGUCAGUUAGUGAAAAAUGGUGUGAUCACCAAUCCUUUUAUCUUAUCUUUAGGGCUAGUGUGGCAAACAAAGCUUAUCUGUCUAUUUUGGCGUGGAUCAGGAGGCAGCGGCGAUAUUCAGACAUCUUAAACAUGUCGGCUCUUUGGAUUAUUGCGUUAGUUUGUGCCAUGUCCAUGAGAGUGGAAUCCUCCUGUAUGUUGGCCCUCCCUGGCCCCGAUGGUGCCGGGUGUACCUAUAGAGGACAUCACAUUGCGGCGGGCGAUACCUACAGGGACAUGGACAGUUGCAUGUCGUGCAGCUGUGGUACAGAUAGCAGCAUGCAGUGCUGUGGUUUUGGUCACGCAGCUGGCGUGUUUUCCCUACCUGAUGGCUGUUUUAUGCUAAAAGAUGGAUGUGAUUUCAAAAUCGUAAGCUCCCAAAACCAUUUACAGCCUUGUCAAUUCUCCAUUGUCGGGUGAUUGUCGGGUGAUUUACAAAUUCACACAUGUUCAAAAUUAUUCAUUAAACUAUUUGUUUUAAUAUCAAA